GAACGAGAAGCACGAACACUAAGGAAUUUGUUCAGUGGUGUCUGUGUCUGUGAAUUAUAUUGAAGGAAAAAGAGUGUUUUGUUUAUAAAUUUAAUUGCAAAAACUGCACAUCGUCACACGGGGCGCGUGCACACACAUCGGCGCACACGCACACCCACGCCCAGGCGACACGCAAAACGCAAAACCGAGUGUGUGUUAUCAAUGGAGUGUGUGUUCCCCAACGCCAAGUGAAUUUUUUUCGUUGAGACCGAGGGACGGAAAAAAAUGGCGCCCGCAGCCAGAGCAACUUGACUUUCUUUUCGGUCUAUAUACAAGUUGUUCGCCCCCGUCUCGUCGUCGGCGAGCGAAUGCGGUGAUUUUAUUUCGAUUUCGUCGCAGUGCGAUAUAUCCCCAAGAAGAAACCUAACGAAUAUUGAUGAUAAAGUGCUUGUGGGACCCCCCCAAACGUAUUUGAAUUUGUUGUGUACAUUUUGGCUUCGAACACAGCCGCAAAAAUACCAUUACCAAUUUCCACUUACUACUACUAGAGAGGAGGCUAGUAUUUUGUACGUGCUUUAGAAUACAUACAUACAUACCUACAUAUACCACAAGCAAGCGAGAAGUGCAAUUACAUUUGCGUUUGGAAAUUUUGCGCUUUUUUCUCUUCCGUCCUCCCACCCAACAAAAAAAAAUAUCCCCGCUCCCCCCUCCUCUCUCUCUUUCUAAACCCGCAUUGUGCUAAAUAAUGUGCGCCGCCCAGAAUCCGCCGCCCUUCGGCUAUACCUGGGGUUUUGCGGACAACGGCAACCGCGCCACCGAAUCGGUACUGGAGAUAUCGCCCAACAUCAACUAUACGGUCAGCGGGGAGUCGAUGCCCUAUCUAUUAUCGACGGAUGGAUUAGCAGUUCAAAAGGAUGUCAAAGGGCUCACAGCUGGCGGCAAAAAUAAUGUUGUUCGUCGCAUGUUUGUCGUAAACGAUCCAUCAUUUCCGCCUGGAACACAAAGAGUUAUCACUGCCGGAGGAGCAUCGACGGUGGUCAAGAAGCAGGACAACAAUCAGCAGGUCCUAAGCCUCGACAAGAACUAUCUGCUGGUGGAUCCGGCCACGGCCGCAGCAGCUGCAGCCGCUGCUGGUGGGGAUUCGGGUCUCGCCCACCACCAUACGUUGACCAACGGCAGCAUUGUUGAUGCAAAGACCGGACAGACGGUGCUGACCGCCGGAUCUGCGGCGGCCAAGUCGCACUUCAGCUCGAUCGGAGCACUGCAUCUCACGCAAGAGGAGUGCAACGAGAUCCUGAUCAAGCGCGCUAUCGCUGCCGGCCACCAUCAGACGCACACGAUCACCGCUGCCGACGGAUCCCAUCACCAUGCGUCCGGCGGGACACCAAGCUUUUGUUCCGUUGGCGGUGCAACAACACUCUUAGGUGACAUACUUCCUGGUAUUUCAGUUCAAGUACAGAAAGUUAUACAAGGACUGGAGGAUAACGAGGACUCGCAAGGCGAAGCACCCAACUUGAAGUUGGAGCCAGGCACAUUAGAGUUGUCCCCUAAGACCGAACUACAGGAAUCAAUGCAUUUCAGCGAAACGGACGCCACCAUCAAGAAGGAACGCCCGUACAGUUGCGACGAGUGCGGCAAGUCCUUUCUGCUCAAGCACCAUUUGACAACCCACGCACGCGUACACACAGGUGGUGAACGCCCCCACAUCUGCACCCAUUGCGGCAAGAGCUUCGCGCACAAGCACUGUCUCAACACUCACCUGCUGCUCCACUCCACGGAGAGACCUUAUCAGUGCCAGGAGUGCAAGAAGAGCUUCACCCUCAAGCACCAUCUGUUGACCCAUUCGCGCGUCCACAGCCGAGAGCGACCGUUCGUCUGCCAGGAGUGCGGACGCGCAUUUCCGCUUAAGCGACACCUGGUCACGCACAGCAAGUUCCACGCCGGCGAACGACCGUAUGUCUGCGAAGAAUGUGGUGAGAGCUUUGCGCAGGAAAACCACUUGAUUAUGCACUCGCGCUUCCACGGUUCAUUGAAUCCAUUUGUUUGCGCCGAAUGCGGAGCUUCAUUUCCACGAAAGUUCCAAUUGGUUAACCACGGACGUAUUCACGGCAAGAUUCCCCAUUCGUGCACUGUAUGCGGCAAAGAGUUUCUACAAAAGCGAACGCUAGUUUCCCACAUGAGGCGGGUACAUACCGGCGAACAGGCCCAUCCCUGUGUCAGCUGUGGCGAGGGAUUCCUCACCAAGGCCGAACUGCACCAGCAUGUGAGGACGGCGCACAAUGGCGUCAAUCCUAACACGAGCAGUGCCACCAUCAUAGCAAAUCAACAGCAGCUACAGCAGGCCCAUCAUCAUCAGGCCGGACAGCAAACGCAUCCGCAGACCAUUACCGUGGUGAGCAAUCCGGGUAACUCUACGUUACUGACUGUAUCCACCACGGAUGCCAAUGGCGUGGCCCGACCGCAGUUUGUGUGCCGCGAGUGCGGUAGCGCUUUCAACAGCCGAGAAGCCUUGGCACUUCACUUGCGCCUUCACACUGGCGACAAGAGCCUAAUGACAGAUCUGUGUGCCUUGACAGCCGCGCUGCCGGGUCACUUCUUGAGCACGGCUAGCCUGAAUCCGGGCACCGUGGUCACGGCCAAUCCGAAUCUGGUGGGCCAGAGCCCUGUGCCAGUCCAGAUCAUAUCGUCCACCGGUCAGGUGAUGUCGCAGACCACGCUGGUGCAGGCCGCCAACUCGACCCAUCCACAAGCCGUAGUCACCGCGGUGCCUACGAUGCCCGUGCAUGGCCAGCAGCAGCAUCUGCAGCAUGUGGCCCAACAGCAGCAGCAACAGCAACAACAGCAGCAACAACAGCAUGUUGUCUCCGUGGCGCCGGCCAACAAACCGAAGUCGCAUUUCUGCGCCAGCUGCGGUAAAGGAUUCGCCGCCAAACACGGACUCAUGCAGCACAAUCGGCGACACCCGAACGGCGGCUGCACGGUGCGCACACACGUGUGCGAGUGCGGCAAGGCCUUCUUCCAGAAGAACCACCUGAUGCUGCACCAGCGCCAGCAUCUGGAGACGAAGCCAGCCAUAUCGCAGCAACAGGAGGCCGCCGCCCAGCAGCAACUGGCGACUGCCAGCGAACAGCAGCAGGUGCAGGUGCAGAUAAUGCCUGAUGGCCAGAUUCACGGAAAGGUAAUCAAGUACGAGAUCUGCCGCAAUGUGUUGCCGGAGGAUCAGCAGGAGCAGGCGGACAUGAGCGCGGAGUAGUUGAGAUAAAUUGUAAAUACAUGGGACGUGCAACAGCAACAACAGUAACACAAAAGUAGCAACAGCAUCAGUAGCAACAGCAUCAGCGCAUAAAGAAACACCAGCACACUUGGACGUGGACAGGCAGAUCCCUACCAGAGAGGUCAUCGGAGUGGGGCGUAUGCGUCGUAAGCGAUUCCCUUAAAUGUAAUAUUUUAGUUAGCCUUAGGUUAGCGGUUAAGUGAUCGCAUUGUACACAUAAAAGUUAACUAGCGUUACAGACAUGAACACACCUUAUAUAAUAUAUAUACAGACAUAUAUAGGUUUACGUAUAGAAAGUAUCUGUUAAUUUUUGCGAUGCCUUGGUCGCAUCUAAAACAACAACCUGUAUGAGUUGCAAGUUUUAAAGCGUUACGUUCAAUUGGUUUUACGCAUUACACGAGUUUUAAUAACACAACUUAUACACAAACUUAUAUUCAAAUAGACGAAAAAUAUUUAUGCUUAAGUAUAAACUGUAUACAUAUUAACAUGAAACAUAGACGACUACGGAUAGUACUAGACACUAGACACAUGCGUUGCACUUGAAUACGUAACCAGCUGCCCGAAUCCGGACGUGGGUGUUUGCGUGGUCCUCCUCGUGGGCGUGCACUUGGGUCUGGCUAUUCCUGCCCAGCAUCGCGUUGGUGCAGCACUUUUCGAAUGUACAUACUGAAACCGGAGCUCGCUGCAAGCCCAAGCAAAUGCAGAACAGGUCUAAAAGUGCGCAGACACUCCAGUUGGAGUCUGGGGUCUAAGGAAUGUGGAGUAGGUGCCUGGCACAAAAACUAGCUAACACAGAUAACCAACACGAGAGGCGAGAGAAAUCUUUAACGUAGGUGACUGCAAUUGUUUGACAACCCAAAAACAAAAUCUAGCAAACGAGAAACUUAAAAAUUAUUCAAUGCAAAUAGAACACGAGAAGCAGCUAAAAAGAACAGACACUCUUAUAUCCGACCCACAUCAUCCAAUGCACGCUUGGCGACGUAUAUCACACUGUAAAAAAUCUACAUUAAGUCUUAGGAGCGAGUUAAAAAGCUAAAAAGCAGACGGAACAUAAUUGGUAAUUAUCGUAAUCGGAUAAAUGAAACAAUAAAUAAUGAACCUACACUAAGCAUAUAUUUUAAUAUGUAAGCCUUAAAGAAAUAGAAAAGGAAAAAUAUGAAUUAUAAUAAACAAACCAACGUGUAAUUGCAA
Messenger RNA from Drosophila teissieri, 4444 nucleotides. RefSeq names its product zinc finger protein 436 (gene cg). Lineage: Eukaryota; Metazoa; Arthropoda; Insecta; Diptera; Drosophilidae. The transcript is spliced from 12 exons. Gene Ontology annotation, biological process: regulation of immune system process; regulation of cytokine production; negative regulation of transcription by RNA polymerase II. The record is from RefSeq and is a predicted model, not a curated record. Gene Ontology annotation, molecular function: RNA polymerase II cis-regulatory region sequence-specific DNA binding; DNA-binding transcription factor activity. The coding region runs from base 725 to 3232 and encodes 835 amino acids.